Molecule: messenger RNA, 1136 nt
Organism: Pogona vitticeps (central bearded dragon)
Lineage: Eukaryota; Metazoa; Chordata; Lepidosauria; Squamata; Agamidae
Source: RefSeq, a predicted model, not a curated record
CUUCGCAGCGAGACCUGGCGGAAAGGCGGAGAGGGCCCGAUCCCGGUGGGGCUGAGCGCUCCUGUUGCCUGCGGCAGUUCUCCUGGGCAGAGAUCGGGCUCCGCGGCGCCCAGGGAGAACCCCCUGCGGAGCGGUGGCUGGUGAUCGAUCGGAAGGUCUACGACAUCAGCCAGUUCCACAGGAGGCACCCGGGGGGAUCCCGCGUGAUCAGCCACUAUGCCGGGCAGGACGCCACGGACCCUUUCACAGCAUUUCAUCCUGACAAAACUCUGGUAAGAAAGUACAUGAAACCCCUUCUGAUAGGGGAACUGGCGUCUGAUCAGCCCAGCUUUGAACCCAGCAAAAAUAAAUUGAUAGUAGAAGAUUUCCGGGAGCUGCGAUCCACAGCUGAGAAAUUGGGACUCUUCAAGCCAAACAAACUUUACUUCUUCCUGCUUCUUCUGCACAUCCUCAUAUUGGAUGCUGCUGGCUGGUUUGUCCUCUGGCACUUUGGGAUAUCUCUAAAAACUUUCUCCAUUGCCACUGUAUUGUUGACACUUGCUCAGUCUCAGGCAGGAUGGCUCCAGCAUGACUUCGGUCACCUUUCUGUCUUCAAAAACCCAAAAUGGAACCGCAUUCUUCAGGAGUUUGUCAUGUGCCAUCUGAAGGGGCUUUCAGCCAACUGGUGGACUUUGCACCAUGCCCAACAUCAUGCGAAGCCCAACUGUUUCCCAAAAGAUCCAGAUCUUACUUUUCAUCCCAUGUUGUUUUCCUUAGGGAAACCUCUCUCUUUAGAGCUGGGUAUGCAGAAAAAGAAAUACAUGCCGUACAAUCAUCAGCACAAGUACUUCUUCAUCACAAUGCCACCAAUUGUAAAACCUCUAUUUCAGAUUUACUCAUUGUACUUCAUAUUCAAGCGCAAACUAUGGCGGGAAAUGGCAUGGAGCAUGGCUUACUUUGUCCGUUUCUUUAUUGCCUUUGUGCCCAUAAUGGGUCUGAAGGGCGCUAUGGGAUAUAUUCUCCUGCUCAACAUUCUGAAAAGUGUCUUGUUCACGUGGAUCUCACAAAUGAACCAUAUUCCUAUGCACAUUGAUUAUGAUAGAAACUUGGACUGGUUCUCUACCCAGUCUCUCUUCCCUCCUUCCCCUCUCCUGUGA